This is a messenger RNA of Scylla paramamosain (green mud crab), 3102 nucleotides long. It is a transcript of the gene Nsun2, whose product is annotated as tRNA (cytosine(34)-C(5))-methyltransferase-like. NCBI's taxonomy places the organism in Eukaryota, Metazoa, Arthropoda, Malacostraca, Decapoda, Portunidae. Gene Ontology annotation, molecular function: tRNA (cytidine-N5)-methyltransferase activity; tRNA binding. Gene Ontology annotation, cellular component: cytoplasm; nucleus. The record is from RefSeq and is a predicted model, not a curated record. Gene Ontology annotation, biological process: tRNA methylation. The coding region runs from base 191 to 2350 and encodes 719 amino acids. The transcript is spliced from 13 exons.
GCGGCGCCGUUGCAGAGACGCCACAACACCGCCGAGGCACGGUGGCGAGCGGCACCAACACGCGGCUGGCGGCACAAGCUGGAGGUUGGGUUGACAUAACACAAAGCGUUAGAGUUUACAAGAGGAAGGUGCAUUGGCGAGACUGUGGCGCGUGGCUGCGAGUGCUGGCAGGACGUUAUCACACACCACUAUGGGAAGGAAAGGAAGGAAACGUGGCAAAAAUGACGGAGAGAGUAGAGUAGAGCGUCCCAAAAAGGAGCGGCCCCCAGGAGUGAGCUAUGAAGAAGUAGUUCGAGAAAAUAAGAAUUUUGAAACAUUUUACAAGGCUCAGAAAGUUGUACCUGAAGGUGAAUGGGAAGAAUUCCUUGCGUGCAUGAAAGAGAAUCUGCCUGCUGCCUUUCGUCUCACAGGAACAAAAGAUAUGGCGUGUGCACUGCUCAGAGUAAUGAAGACAACAUUUUUUGAACCACUUUCUCAGAUUAUUCCACCAGAACUCACUCCAGAAGAGCAGGAAGCUGGUGAAGAACCUGUCAAACCUCUGAAGCCUUUUUGUUUGCCAUGGUACCCAAAUAAUCUGGCAUGGCAGUUGAACUUGACCAGGAAAAAUAUUCGCCGUUGUGAAGCAUACUGGCAGUUACACCAGUUCCUCAUAUCAGAGACAGAGACUGGCAACAUAUCUCGUCAAGAAGCUGUGAGCAUGAUACCACCUGUUGUCCUGGAUGUUCAGCCACACCACAAGGUGUUGGAUAUGUGUGCAGCACCAGGCAGCAAGACCGCCCAGCUCAUUGAGUUCCUUCAUAGUGCAAAUGAUGAUCGCUCAGCAGCCAUACCUGAGGGGAUAGUUGUUGCUAAUGAUGCUGACAAUAAGCGUUGUUACAUGCUUACUCAUCAAGCCAAGCGAUUACAGAGCCCUGCCAUCAUAAUAACCAAUCAUGAUGCUGCCUUCAUGCCAAACAUCCACCAUACACGCAAAGAUGGAAGUGUUGGACCCAUCAAGUUUGACCGUAUUCUCUGUGAUGUUCCAUGUUCAGGAGAUGGUACACUUAGGAAAAAUUUUGAUGUUUGGGCAAAAUGGAAUCCUGUUAAUGGAGCAAACUUACAUGGCUUGCAGUUGAGAAUAGCUCGCCGAGGAAUAGAGAUGCUAGCAGUGGGAGGGCGUCUUGUUUACUCCACCUGCUCCCUUAAUCCUCUGGAAAAUGAAGCUGUCAUCCAGAGGCUACUGAUGGAGGCUGAUGGCUCCAUUCAAUUGGUUGAUGUUUCAAGCCAGUUACCUGGGCUGAAGUUCAUGCCAGGUUUGGAAGAGUGGCUACUUAUGAAUCGGGAGAUGGAGGCUAUCAAGUCUGUUACUGAAAUACCUUUGAAGAACACAAAUCUGUUUAAUAAACACCUCUUUCCACCCUCAAUGGAAAACAAAGAAAAACUAAAUCUGAAGAGAUGCAUAAGAAUUUUGCCACACCACCAAGACACUGGAGGGUUCUUUGUGGCAGUUCUUGAGAAGACCAAGCCUCUUCCUGGUGAAAAGGUUUACAAGGAAAUCAACCAAGAAGAAAUCCCCACUGUACCAGACACUGCAACUCAAAGAAUUAGACAACCACCUAAAAAGAAACGGCGCCAGGGAUUCAGAGAAGAACCAUACUAUUAUUUUGAAAAAGAUGAGGUAGUGUGGCCAGGUAUUGAUGCCUUCUAUGGGAUGCAUGAGGAUGUAGAUCCAGGCCUCUUCCUUACCCGGACCAAGGAUGGGAAGAAAAGGAACAUAUAUUUCACCAACAAAUGUAUUAAAGAUGUUGUUGCUCAGAACCAAGACCAUAUCAAGAUAAUCAACACAGGUGUCAAAGUGUUGGUAAGGAGUGACAACAAAGGCUCUCCAUGUGACUUCAGAUUAGCUCAAGAUGGUUCAAGAGUAUUGUUACCAUUAUUCAGCAAACGCAAAAUCUGUGUGACCAAAAAUGACUUGGUCAUAAUGCUGCAGAAUGAUGACAUGGAAAUGCCUCCAGAAAUAGCAACACUUGAUUCCAAAACGCAAGAGCAAUGUGCAGACCAUUGUACAGGAGCCAUUGCAUUCUUGUAUGAAGAGGAUGGUUUGAAAAUCCAGUUGGUGGGAUGGAAAGGCAACAAGUCUGUGAGAGCCUAUGUUGCUAAGAAUGAUCGCAUCCAUUAUCUCAGAUUGUUGGGUGCAGACACUUCGAAGUAUGAAAAGAAUAAAUUUGCUGAGCAAAGAAAUUUAGAUAGCAUGAAUGUUGAUGUAAAAGAGUCCACUCCAGAUGACAUGCAGACUGAUGUAAAUGAUGAGAAUGGGGAAAGUAAUGAUAAAGGUGAAACAGAUGUUUGUGAUGGUAUCCAAGAAAAUUGAGAUAAGUAUGUGAAUAUUUGUCUCCCCUGACAUAUUAUUUUAUCUUAUUUUAUUUAUGUAUUGUUUUUUUUAGUUACUUUUUCUCUGCUAACCCAACUUGCUUAUAACCUUCAGGGUAGGCAAAAGGGCAUUUCUCAUCUCAAGUAGCAAGGAUCCAGACACAUGCAUCCUACAGAAAAAUAGGAAUGUUGUUGCCAUUCCUGCAUAACCAUAUACAUAUGUACAAGGGGUAGGAUUGCUAGCAAUUCCUACAGGAUUAUACAGCUCUGAUUUCAUUAUUUUACAAUGUUUUAGCCUCCUCUGUGCAUCAAAGCAGAUUUGUGUUAUGACAGACCUGCAAAGUUUUUUUAUGUUACAACAUGCCACUGAUCAAAUAGUACACAUUUUAUAACAUCAGUUCUGAUCUUUAUUAUUGAUUGAAUUAUUGUAAGUCAAAUAGCAUUAUUAAAUAAAAGAGAAGGAUGUGAGUCUCAAUAAACUCCAUUACAAUUUAAGGAAUUUCACAUAGAUAUAUACUUACAACAUUUUGAAGAUUUUCACUUUACAUUUUCUAAAUAGAAAUAGACAUUAUUUGCUGUAUGUGUUGGAUGAUAUAUGUAUAUGUAUUUUCUGAAUGGAUUUUCUUGUGUUAAAAGUUAUUACAACAUGAUAAAUGUUUAUUUUAUGAGGAAUCCUGAUUUUGCAGAGUAUUUUAUCUAGAUGUAAAUUCAAUAUCAGAAUAUGGAGUGCAAAAAUAAAUGUUUUACAUGAAA